Molecule: messenger RNA, 444 nt
Organism: Paramecium pentaurelia
Lineage: Eukaryota; Ciliophora; Oligohymenophorea; Peniculida; Parameciidae
Source: the annotation of a GenBank genome assembly
AUGCAAAACAAUAAUUUAGAACAAUCAUUUGCUAAUUACGUUAAUAAGUUAAAUAGUUAUUCUGUUCUAAAGAUUAAUCAAGAUUCAUAAAACAAAUUUGGAUCUUCAAAUCUACCAAAAUUAAUUGUUCCAACUCCAUUUGAAUCGAAUGAAAUGCUGAAUUAUUUGGAAAGGGCCAAGUUUCCUAAAAAGACUGAUCUUAAUAAAACUAUAUGGAUUGAAUUUAAAUAAGAAGGCACUAAGAGUUUCAAUAAAUUAACAAAUGAACUAUUCUAAUAAUUAGAGCCAAAGAGUGUAAAAUUAAACACUACUGUACAAAGGUUGAAUUUCAGAAAAUUUCAAUUAAAAAUACCAAAAAGUUAAUAGUAGUUAAUGAGAAGUAGACAGAAAUAUUUAGAUUAACUAUUAAUUGGAUAAUAAAGAAUCAUAAAAACUGAAUUUUGA